Asterias rubens (European starfish) is the source of this 537-nucleotide messenger RNA. Its product is annotated as sporozoite surface protein 2-like. Lineage: Eukaryota; Metazoa; Echinodermata; Asteroidea; Forcipulatida; Asteriidae. Bases 1 to 537 code for a protein of 178 amino acids. The record is from RefSeq and is a predicted model, not a curated record. The transcript has a single exon.
AUGACCAGAGCAAACCCACCCAAGCCUGUUGGACCAGAGCAGACCCAUCCAACCCACCCACGGGACCAGAGCAGACCCACCCACCCACGGGACCAGAGCAGACCCACCCAGCCUACGGGACCAGAGCACACCCACCCAGGCUGUGGACCAGAACACACCCACCCAGCCCGUUGGACCAGAACACACCCACCCAGCCUGUGGGACCAGAGCGCACCCACCCAGCCCGUGGAACCAGAGCACACCCACCCAGCCCGUUGGACCAGAACACACCCACCUAGCCCGUUGGACCAGAACACACCCACCCAGCCCGUGGGACCAGAGCGCACCCACCCAGCCCGUGGGACCAGAGCGCACCCACCCAGCCCGUUGGACCAGAGCGCACCCACCCAGCCCGUGGACCAGAACACACCCACCCAGCCCGUGGGACCAGAGCGCACCAACCCAGCCCGUGGGACCAGAACACACCCACCCAGCCCGUGGGACCAGAGCGCACCCACCCAGCCUGUGGGACCAGAGCACACCCAACCAGUCGUGUAA